AUGAGCAUCUACCUGAAGAGAGGCACUUCCCGCCGACACCUCUCCGAGGUCCCCUUAGAUUUCUUCAAAAGAGAAAAUAAAAAUGGCCAAAGAGAAAAAAAUGCCUCUCUCAGUGAUGACCAGGAGCAGGGGGGCAGACCCAGCCCUAUGAAAGGAAAAAAAAAAAAAAAGGCUCUUCCUUUUUUUAUAAAAUCAAAUGGGGAAGUUAUUCAAAUGGGACAGGACAAAAUGAGAGGACAAACAUGUGCCCCUGCAAAGGGGAUGACAGAAAGGGGAAAAACAGAAUUUCGGGGGAAGGGACAAAAAAAGGCGGCCUCCUCCGCGAAUGCUUGUCUGGAGGGGAAAAUAUUCACCAUCGCCAGUUAUGACUUUGUGGAGGUCAUUCGAAAAGCGCGGCGAGUCAAUCGUCAGGCGAUAUCGGAGGCGGUCUCCCAGGCCAAGUCUGAACCAGUGGGGGCACCUGCUCAUGGCCACUGGAAACACACACUCCCCAGGAGCAUCCCCGGGGAACGGGAAACGUGCUCGUUGCUGCGCCAAAUCCAAGGGGAAAAAAUGCCGACCGAAAACCCCAUUGAAAAAGUAACGAAGGGGGAGCUCACCCUGUGCUGGAAGAAGCACAGGAAAAUAAACAUCGCCUUCGUGGAGAGGCACAACAGGAAAAAUGGAACAACAUCUUGCGAGAGGAAAGUGAAAAAAAUAUACCUGUCCCCAAAGGAAAGCACCUUUAGUCCCCUUAUGAAUAAAUACGUUCUGUACGAGGACGUGGUGAAGUUAGAAAGGCACCUCACUCGUCACUUGGCUCACAAGAACAUCGUAGUGAUGGAAAGUUUCUUUUGCGUUGAUAAUGAAUUAGUUAGUGUGUAUCCCUUUGGGGGGGUGUCUCUGAUGAGGUGGAAUAAGCAUGAGAAGCUCUUUCAGCUUCAGGGCAUGGAUGGGGGAAGUAACAGUCGUGGUAGAUCCUCCUACCGACCAACAGGUGUAAUGACCAUGGAUAGCCUGUCCGGCAAGCAAACAUAUGAAGCAGUAUGCGGAAUGACCAAAGCGAAAAAAAAAAAAAAAAAAAAAAAGUAUACAUAUGUCUACCCAGAGUACCUCCUCGCAGAAAUCAUAAGGCAACUCCUGACCGUGUGCCACUACCUGGACGAGCAACAAAUUUUCCACAGUGACAUAAAACCCUCAAACAUUCUUAUAAAAAAUGUGAAAAAAAAAAAUAUGAACAAAAUAUAUUUUUGCACACGGGAUAAAAAAUGGUACUUACAAAAAAGAGGCACAACUUUAAAAAAAAAAAUUUUGGUGAAACUUAUUGAUUUUGAGUAUGCACAGAAAACAUGCCAAGGGAAAGUCAACGUAGGUGGCACAACAUCGUUAUUUAAACCACUUGAAGAUUUUAAAAUGGGAAGAAUUAAUGCUUCGCCGAAGAUUGUGUGGACCUUGGGCAUCACACUUUUCAUUUUGUCCACCGGUGCACACCCCUUCAGUCGAAUUAACAACGACAUGCAUAUUUGGUAUGUGUUGCAGGACAAAGGGUUUGACGUGUGCAGGCGAUUUCGUAGGUACCCCUUCAUGUCCAGUUCGCUGAAGGACCUGCUCGCGCGCAUGCUGCAGGUGGACUUUUCUCGCAGGGCGACCCUCCCCGAGUUGUUCCUCCACCCCUUCGUCCUCUUCGGCGAGGCGGUGAAGCGGUGA
Messenger RNA from Plasmodium fragile, 1686 nucleotides. RefSeq names its product CAMK protein kinase. Gene Ontology annotation, biological process: mitotic DNA damage checkpoint signaling; protein phosphorylation. The record is from RefSeq and is a predicted model, not a curated record. Lineage: Eukaryota; Apicomplexa; Aconoidasida; Haemosporida; Plasmodiidae. Gene Ontology annotation, cellular component: cytoplasm; nucleus. Gene Ontology annotation, molecular function: protein serine/threonine kinase activity; ATP binding. Bases 1 to 1686 code for a protein of 561 amino acids. The transcript has a single exon.